CAGGUGAUCUGAAAUCCCAGUGACCACUGCUGCUCAAGGGCUCCGUUAAGAAGAGAAGAAUAUGCCCUGCUCCAGAAUUUUAAAUGCAUCACAGCUGCCUUAGAGCCUUGAAAUGCAGACAGGUGCUGAAAAAUAAGGUCUUAAAGUGGGAAUUUAAUGUUCUCCAGCUGGGCACUGUGAACUGAAACAGGUCCUGAAGUGAGAGGGCAGACAGGAAAACAGCAUCUGCAAAACCAACACCUUUCACUUUUGGAAAGACACGAACAAUGCUGCUCAAAGACACCUAGAACACUCAAACAGAGAACAAGGGUGGAAGCUUCUCCCCGGGGGUAGCUGGGAUGUGACAACUGCAGAAGAAAGACCGAGGCAAUCAGCGGGAGGUGUCGUGUAAGCUCUGUUAUGGAGGUAUGGCAGAAAUAGAAGCCAUGGGAAGUGCUGUUAUGGAGGUAUGGCAGAAAUAGAAGCCAUGGGAAGUGCUGUUAUGGAGGUAUGGCAGAAAUAGAAGCCGUGGGAAAUGCUGCCCCGUCUGUCUGGGAUCCCUGGGCACUUCUCUGUCUAGCAUCCUUCCCCCCGGACACACUUGAAAGUGAACAGGGGUGCAAGCGAGACUAAGCAAAGGAGGAGCGGCAGGGAAGGGCCAAGGCUUAGAGGCUCCUGUGGGGGUUUGAGCGAGCAGCAAGAGGGGCGCAUGCAUCUCGUGUGCCGCCCACGCCCGGCCGGGGGCGGGCUCGAACCCGCGGCGCGGCGGGCGCAGAGCUCGGCCGGCUGCCAGGCUGCUCGGAGCUGCUCUCCGCCCGCCGCCGCUCCAGGAGCUACAAGAACUUCUGAAAGAAUUUGUGACAAUGUGCAGUCUUAAGUGCUGCAGUCUCAGAGCCCUUUUUCUAUUGCUGCUCUAUAGGUCAAUGGAAAUUCCUGAAGCUGAAGGAAAAAGUGAAAUUCUACCUCCAACAAUACAAAAAAUAAUAAAAGGGUACAACAAGUAUCUACGUCCAUUUUUUGAUAAUGGUCCUGUGUCAGUUGGAAUGAGUAUGGAUAUUGCAAGCAUUGAUACAAUAUCAGAAAUAAAUAUGGACUACACAGCUACCAUAUUUCUCAGGCAGCGAUGGACUGAUGAGAGGCUUUGUUUUGAUGGUAAUAAGAGUUUGAGCUUAGAUGGUCGACUCGUGGAAAUGCUUUGGGUGCCAGAUACCUUCAUAGUGGAUUCAAAAAAGUCUUUUCUUCAUGAUGUCACUGUUGAGAAUCGUCUCAUAAGGAUAUACCCUAAUGGAACAGUGUUGUAUGCUAUAAGGAUCACAACAACUGUUUCAUGCAGCAUGGAUCUGACUAAAUAUCCAAUGGAUAAGCAGACAUGUACUUUGCAACUGGAGAGCUGGGGUUAUAACAUCAACGAUGUCAUGUUUUACUGGACCAGAGGAAAUGAUUCAGUUCGAGGUUUGGACACACUCCAGCUGGCACAGUACACAGUAGAAGACCACUUUACCUCCGUAACUGAAGCUGUGUACGAGACAGGACGUUACCCAAAACUUGUGUUUCACUUUGAACUCAAGAGAAACAUCUUGUAUUUCAUAUUAGAGACAUAUGUGCCAUCAAUCCUUCUGGUUGUGCUCUCCUGGGUGUCAUUUUGGAUAAGCCAGUCAUCAGUUCCAGCCAGAAUCUGCAUAGGUGUCACCACAGUCCUUACGAUGACAACACUGAUGAUGGGAGCCAGAACUUCACUCCCAAAUGCUAAUUGCUUUAUUAAGGCAAUUGAUGUGUACCUUGGUAUCUGCUUCAGCUUCAUCUUUGGAGCAUUGUUAGAGUAUGCUGUGACUCAUUUCUGCACUCUGCACCAACUCAGCUCAAAGGAACUUCCAAAGAUUAUUGAUGAUGAUGAUGAUGAAGAAGAGAAGAACGCAGUCCUGGCAGCAGUGACAAACAGUUGCAGUGCCCCUGACAAUAUGAACAAGACCGAUUCAAACAAAAGCAAACAAACCAGCACUGACAGCAAAAGGGAGAGAAGUCAACACAGUGUGUGCAGUUCAGCAAUGUCGGUAAUGAAAAGACUUUUCUGUAUCUUUGACUGCUUCCAUGUUAAAAAUCCUUACCACAUAGACAACUAUGCCAGAUUCUCUUUCCCAUUAUCAUUCAUCAUAAUUAAUGUACUUUAUUGGGUGUAUUAUUUGUAUUUAUAAAUAUUUAAUUCCAUAAUAUAAAAGUUUAGAAAGGGGAGGGGAAAUUGCGAAAAGAUUGAGAAAUUACAUUUGGAUAAAGGGAUAUAAAAGGACAUGCCACCUUUUCAAGUGUGUCUGAAAAUUUUGUUAACUCACUUUUCUGUAUUUAAAUGUCUGUCAUCCAAAACAGGUUUUGUAUUAGCAUGCCUGUCCCAAACUACUUAUCAAAGGCCGAUAAGUCCUUUUUUUUUAAUAUUUAAUGCUCAACUUUGUAAAUAAGAGUUAUAUUAUACUUAUUUCUGAACUCCAUUGAAUAAAUGUAAAUAUGAAAUGAAA
Molecule: messenger RNA, 2486 nt
Organism: Passer domesticus (house sparrow)
Lineage: Eukaryota; Metazoa; Chordata; Aves; Passeriformes; Passeridae
Product: gamma-aminobutyric acid receptor subunit pi-like
Exons: 11
Coding region: 843-2171 (442 amino acids)
Biological process (GO): regulation of membrane potential; signal transduction; chemical synaptic transmission
Cellular component (GO): synapse; neuron projection; GABA-A receptor complex
Molecular function (GO): chloride channel activity; extracellular ligand-gated monoatomic ion channel activity; neurotransmitter receptor activity
Source: RefSeq, a predicted model, not a curated record